AUGAAGCUGUAAUCUUAACCAUCAUCUCCACAUAAACUUACUAGGAUUAAUGAUUUAAAAAAACAAGUGGAAAACUAUUUAGAUAUGUUAGAAUCUAAAGUAACAAUGGUAAAAGAGAAAGCGCUAUCUGAGUCAUCAUAGCAUAUAACGGAGGACUUGAAAUAUUUAGAGGAGAAAAGCGUAGAGAUGGAGAGAUACUAUAAAGAUAACAAACGAAUUCAAAAUAUGGAGUAAUAAUUAGAAUGGUUCAGAGAAGAAAGUGUUAAGCUAUAUACAAAAAUAGAGGUAAAAAACAAAGAUAUCUUUGAAUUGAAAAUUAGAUUACAAGAAGUUUAAAAAGAAAACGAGUUCCUUGAAGUAUAAAUUAAGUAAUUGAUGCGAAGGAAUAAGAAAUAUGAAGUUAUUAGACACGCAACAAGUGUGGCAACAGAAUAAAUAAAAGAACAAUAAUUAUUCUGCACUUAACCAAAACCUAAAAGAAUUAUGUCAGGUUAUGCAUAACCAAAACAUAUUAAAUAAUUGCAAGAUAUCUUUGAGAGGAUACCAAAUGAUGAUCAAAAUUAAAUAAUAAAUGAAGUUGCUCAACCAAGUAGAUACAAUUAUUACGCUUCAGAAUUAGUGGUAUUAUUACGACUAUAGAAAAUGAAUUAGCCAAUUUGUCAAUCAACAAAGGCAUUUGCAACUAGAAGCGAGUAUGAGGAAUUCUUUAUUGAUUGUGUUGAGGUAAUGAAUAGUAAGUAAAAAGUAAGUUCGUAAAGAUAUUGUGCGUCGCCGUCAAAUGUUCAGUAGAUAAUAGGUUAUCUGAUUUAAUGUUUUUUAGAAAAAAGAUAAAUUAAAAGUACUAGAACUUGUUUUAAUGAAUGA
Paramecium tetraurelia is the source of this 864-nucleotide messenger RNA. RefSeq lists its product as uncharacterized. Lineage: Eukaryota; Ciliophora; Oligohymenophorea; Peniculida; Parameciidae. The transcript has 3 exons. The record is from RefSeq and is a predicted model, not a curated record.